CUCUCUGUUCUAUUUUGUCAGAUCCCGCCCUAGAUGCUUCUGGGCCUUAGAUAGAUUGCGAGGUUCUUGGCUUCUUGCUAAAUUAGGGAUAAGAUCCCACUGUUUUCUUUGUGCUGGUUAAUUGGAGCCAAAAAGCCAUUUGCGGGUUGAGGGGGAGCGAGCCAAGGAACCGGCAGAGCAGCAACUAGGGUUGUUAAUUUGUUUAGGUAGGAGGGGGCGUGGCCAUGGCCGGGGAACGAUCUGUUCCGCCGGCAGCGGCGAGGGUGGUGGUGGCGAUGAAGGGCCACCCUGGCUCCGGAAAGUCCACGGCGGCGCUCGCCAUCGCCUCCGCGCUCCGGUGCCCGCUCCUGGACAAGGACGACGUGCGGGACUGCACCCUGCACCUGGAGGGCGCCGCCGGCGGCAGCGGCAUGCUCAACGAGCUCUCCUACGCCGUGCUGUGGAGGUUGGCCGAGAGGCAGCUCCAGCUCGGCUUGUCUGUCGUCCUCGACUCCCCGCUUUCACGUCGUGCGCAUCUCGACAUGCUGGCCCGCCUGCCCGCCACACUUGUUGUCGUCGUGGAAUGCCGACCGGGCGACGAAGGUGUGUGGCGCCGCAGGCUGGAGGAGCGUGGGGGUGCUUUGGCCAAUGGUGGUGGUGAUGGGUGGCAUAAGCCAAAGACCUGGGCCGAGCUGGAAAGUCUUGUUGAGGGUUACCAAGGUUGCACAGACUAUGAAAUUGGGGAUGUUCCGAGGAUCGUCGUAGAUACAACAGACCCGGCGUUCGGUGCAGAGGAAAUUGCUGCCAGGGUUGUGGACUUUAUUAGGUCUCUUCUACCCCGUGCAUAUUAGGUAUGCUGUUAACUGUUGCAACUGUAUUGGUGAAGAUAAGGUUCAUGUGAGAAUCAAGUCAAGUUUUACAUAAGGAUUUCAUGUCUGAAUGUUGAAAUGAUGUACGUACUGUAUAGGUUUGGAUGUACAUAUGAUUUCCUUUUUCAUUUGUCCCUCCUCCAUCUUUUCUUUUGAACCUCUGAUGGUAAUAUUCGCCCUCUGUUUAUGGUUGUA
Molecule: messenger RNA, 1043 nt
Organism: Lolium perenne
Lineage: Eukaryota; Viridiplantae; Streptophyta; Magnoliopsida; Poales; Poaceae
Source: RefSeq, a predicted model, not a curated record